Messenger RNA from Ceratitis capitata (Mediterranean fruit fly), 5473 nucleotides. RefSeq names its product transcription elongation factor SPT6 (gene Spt6). Gene Ontology annotation, biological process: mRNA transcription by RNA polymerase II; transcription elongation-coupled chromatin remodeling; transcription elongation by RNA polymerase II. Lineage: Eukaryota; Metazoa; Arthropoda; Insecta; Diptera; Tephritidae. The record is from RefSeq and is a predicted model, not a curated record. Gene Ontology annotation, molecular function: DNA binding; histone binding; nucleosome binding. Bases 113 to 5332 code for a protein of 1739 amino acids. The transcript has 6 exons. Gene Ontology annotation, cellular component: transcription elongation factor complex.
AAAUGGUAAUAUUUCUUAUAUUGGUAAAGAAUAUGUUUGUAUAAACUCAGUUUGUGAAAGGGUUAUAAUCGUGUUGGGUUUUUUAUUUUCAACGUGUGAUUAAUUUAGUGACAUGGCAGAUUUCUUGGAUUCGGAAGCCGAAGAAUCCGAGGAAGAGGAGGAGUUGGAUGCUAACGACAGAAAAAAGUUAAAGAAACUAAAAGCGCUUGCUGAUAGCAGUGAAGAAGAUGAAGAGGAUGACGAAGAACGGUUACGUGAAGAAUUGAAGGACUUGAUCGACGAUAAUCCAAUUGAAGAAGAUGCAAGCGAUGGCGAAUAUUCGGAUACGGGAUCUAAAAAGAGAAAAAAGCAUGAUGAUGAACUGUACGAUCGUUUGGAAGAUGAUGAUUACGAUUUAAUUGAAGAAAACUUGGGUGUGAAAGUGGAAAGAAAGAAACGUUUCAAACGACUUCGGCGUAUCCAAGAGAGCGAUGGCGAAGAGGAGCACGUGGAUGAAGGAUUAGCCAGAGAAGCUAUUGCUGAACAACUUUUCGAUGAAGAUGACGAAAAUUUGGAAAGACGAUCUGAACGUAGCAAUAAAGAACAAGACACCUAUGAAGAGGAAGAGGAAUCAGAUUCUGAUGCGGAUGACUUUAUUGUUGAUGAUGAGGGAAGACCAAUCGCGGAGAAGAAGAAAAAGCGUAAACAUAUUUUCACUGACGCGUCAUUGCAGGAAGGUCAAGACAUAUUUGGAGUCGAUUUUGACUACGACGAUUUUGCUAAAUAUGAAGAAGAUGAAUAUGAAGAUGAAUCUGAAGGCGAAGAAUAUGAUGAUGACGUUGCCGAAGAAGAUCGAGCAAAAAGUAAAAAGAAAGCACCGAAGAAAAAAGUUUCGAAGAAAACAAUUUUUGAUCUAUACGAGCCAAGUGAACUUAAACGAGGGCAUUUUACUGAUCUCGAUAAUGAAAUUCGAAAAACAGACAUACCUGAACGUAUGCAAUUAAGACAAGUUCCAGUAACGCCUGUAGUUGAAGGUUCAUCUGAAUUGGACGAUGAAGCAGAAUGGAUUUAUAAGCAGGCGUUUUGUAAACAAACAGUAUCUCAGCAAGAAUCUUUGGACACAAGUCGCGAUAAACAUAAGAAGCCAAUAAGUGCUGUGGGAAAAAUUAAACAAACUUUGGAAUUUAUUCGUAACCAGCAAUUGGAGGUACCCUUCAUAGCUUUUUAUAGAAAGGAAUACGUAAAACCCGAAUUAAGUUGUGAAGAUUUAUGGAAGAUAUAUUAUUAUGAUGAGCGUUGGUGUCAACUUUUUAGCAGGAAGAACAAAUUGAAACUUUUGUUUGAAAAAAUGCGUGACUUCCAGAGGUCGAAUUUGGAGAAAAAUGCAGACAAACCAACAGAUGAUAGUAUUCGAAUUUUUCUAGAUGAAGAUUUAGAGAGAUUGAAGGAAGUUCAAACCAUGGAAGAAUUAAAAGAUGUUCAUAUGCAUUUCUUACUUCAUUAUUCACAUGAAAUUCCUAAAAUGCAAGAGGAACUUAGAAGGAUAGAAAGAGAACAAAAGCGACUAGCCAGGGAAGAAGAAAUCCGACAAAGUCAGCAGGAUGGCGAAGAGAUAACGGAAAACAUAGAAGACGAUAUAGAAGAAGCCGAAGAACAGUUGAAACAAGCUAAAGAUUCGGGUCCUUAUGCAAUGUGUCGUAAAGCAGGCAUAUGUGGAUUCGCAAAAAGAUUUGGACUAACACCCGAACAAUUCGCAGAAAAUUUAAGAGACAGUUAUCAGCGUCAUGAAGUUGAGCAGGAAACAGCUGGUCCAGCAGAAGUGGCGAAACAAUACUUGUGCCCUAAGUUCAUAACUAUUGAGGAACUAUUACACGCUACUAAAUUUGUUGUAGCUCGUCAACUAUCUAGAGAACCUCUGCUUAAAAAAUGUGUGCGAGAAGUCUUCUUUGAACGAGCAAAAAUAGAUGUUCACCCCACAAAAAAAGGUUUGAAGGAAAUUGAUGAGAAUCAUCCAUGUUACACGAUGAAAUACUUGCUGAAAAAACCGGUAAAAGACUUGGCUGGCGAUCAAUUUUUGAGGCUUUACAUGGCUGAAGAAGAUAAGUUAAUUGAAAUAACCAUAUCUGAUCAUAUUGAGGGUAACACAUCUAGUAGUUCAUACAUUGAUGAAGCUAAACAACUUUACCAACGGGAUGAAUUUUCAAAAGUGGUACAAGAGUGGAACUCUCUACGAGCUGAAUGCGUUGAAUUAGCAUUAAAAAUUAUGGUCAUUCCAGAUUUACGCAAAGAAUUAAAAGCCGUACUUCUAAAUGAAGGAAAACAGUUUGUUUUGAAGUCUUGCUGCAUGAAAUUAGCCAACUGGUUAAAAGUUGCACCGUACCGCCCAGAUAUUGCAGAUGACUAUAUGUACGAUGAUUGGAGUUAUAAUAAAGGAAUCAGAGCAAUGGGAUUAGCAUAUGUGCCUGAUUAUUCCCAGGCAGCUUUUUGUGCUGUUACGACGGUUGAAGGUGAUGUUAGCGAUUACCUUCGAUUACCACAUAUUCUUAAGCGCAAAAACUCGUAUCGAACGGAUGAAAAAAAUUUAAAAAUAUCUGACUUAAAAAAUUUAAAGGAAUUCAUUCAAAAUAAAAAACCACAUAUUAUCGCUAUCGGAGGGGAGUCACGAGAGGCACAAAUGCUAAAAAUUGAUGUACAGGAAAUAGUAAAGGAACUAGUAGAGGAAGAGCAAUUUCCAUUGAUUUCUGUGGAGAUAGUUGAUAAUGAGCUUGCGAAAAUAUAUGCUAAUUCAAAGAAAGGAGCAUCUGAUUUCAAGGAGUAUCCAGAUCUUUUAAAGCAGGCCGUAUCACUAGCAAGAAAAAUGCAAGAUCCACUUGUUGAAUAUUCCCAAUUGUGCAGCGCUGACGAAGAAAUCCUUUGUCUUCGUUAUCACACACUUCAAGAGCAAUUACCUAAAGAAGAUAUGUUAGAACACUUGUAUAUAGAAUUUAUAAAUCGUACAAAUGAAGUUGGGUUGGACAUAAACUUAACUGUUCAGAACUCUUACACACAAAAUUUAGUGCAAUUUAUUUGUGGGCUGGGGCCACGAAAAGGACAGGCGUUGAUCAAAUUACUCAAACAGUCUAAUCAAAGGUUAGAAAAUCGGACACAAUUAGUAACUUUGUGCCAUUUAGGGCCAAAAGUGUUUAUAAAUUGUUCUGGCUUCAUUAAAAUAGAUACAAGUUCGCUUGGUGAUAGCACAGAAGCCUACGUUGAAGUUUUAGAUGGAUCCCGAAUCCAUCCAGAAACCUACGAAUGGGCAAGAAAAAUGGCCAUCGAUGCUAUGGAGUAUGAUGAUGAGGAAGCUAAUCCUGCUGGUGCUCUGGAAGAGAUCUUAGAAUCACCAGAAAGACUUAAAGAUCUAGACUUGGACGCGUUCGCUGUUGAGUUAGAAAGACAAGGUUUUGGAAAUAAGAGCAUAACUUUAUAUGACAUACGCACAGAACUAAAUGCUUUAUAUAAAGACCUGAGAAUCCCUUACCGCUCACCGAACUCAGAGGAAUUGUUCGAUAUGCUAACCAAGGAAACCCCAGAGUCAUUUUAUGUCGGAAAGAUGGUUUUAGCGACUGUAACGGGAAUAUCUCAUAAGAAGCCUCAGGGAGAUCAACUUGAUCAAGCCAACCCAGUAAGGAAUGAUGAAACUGGACAUUGGCAAUGUCCAUUUUGUUUAAAAGACGACUUCCCCGAAUUAUCUGAAGUAUGGAAUCAUUUCGACGCUGGUGCCUGUCCUGGUCAGGCAACAGGGGUUAAAUUGCGUUUAGAUAACGGACUAUCCGGUUUUAUCCACAUUAAAAACCUCUCGGACAAACAUGUACUAAAUCCAGAAGAUCGCGUUCAAACAGGUCAAGCCAUACAUGUUCGCAUUAUUAAAAUUGAUGUAGAACGAUUUUCUGUCGAUUGCUCUUCUAAGAGCUCUGACUUAAUGGACAAAAAUCAUGAGUGGAGACCACGUAGGGAUGCAUUUUACGACUAUGAAUUGGAAGAAAAAGACACUCGAAAGGAAAAUGAACAGAAACAAGUGAGAUCCAAGCAACAGUACGUAAAACGUGUUAUUAUUCAUCCCUCUUUCCAUAACAAAUCAUAUGCAGAAGUUGUUAAAAUUAUGGAAAACAUGGAUCAGGGAGAAGUAAUUGUACGACCGUCAAGCAAAGGAUCAGAUCAUCUUACAGUAACAUGGAAAGUUACCGAGGGAAUUUACCAACACAUUGACGUUCGGGAAGAAGGAAAGGAAAACGCCUUUAGCUUAGGACAAAGUCUGUGGAUUGGAAAUGAAGAAUUUGAAGAUUUAGACGAAAUUAUUGCACGACAUGUGAACCCGAUGGCAGCAUGUGCUAGAGAACUGCUUACCUAUAAGUAUUACAGAGAUACAGGUGGCGGACUCAAAGAUAAAAUGGAAGAAUUGCUUAAAGAGGAGAAAACUAAGGAUCCCAAAAAGAUACAUUAUUUUAUAUCAGCAUCGAAAUCUUAUCCCGGAAAAUUUUUGUUAUCAUAUUUACCUAAAACUAAAUGCAGACAUGAAUACGUUACAGUCAUACCGGAGGGUUUUCGAUUUAGAGGGCAAAUGUUUGAUUCGCUGAAUUCGCUGUUAAAAUGGUUUAAAGAUCAUUAUUCUGAUCCAAUUAUAGCAAACACUCCUACUUCAACUCCAAAUGUCGGUGGUAGCGUCAGAACUACAGGAUAUGAUACUCCUAGAGGAAACAUAGAUGUAAGAACUUCGGACCCUCAUGUAUCGCAAUCAUCAGCACUUCACACUCCACACUAUCCGAAUACUCCGGGUUACCAAGGGGGCUAUGUUAACACUCCGUAUACACCGAGCGGUCAAACACCAUUUAUGACUCCAUAUAAUACACCGUAUUCUUCACAAACCCCGCGUUAUUCGCAUAAUACACCCAGCCCUAAUUCUUCCACUUCAAAUAUAAACUAUCAUCGGUCAGUCAAUAUGAAACAGUCUAAGGAUAACCAUUUAUAUCAUGGAAUCUCGCCUAGAUUGGAAAUGGAGCAUAGUAAAAAUCACAUUUAUUCUUCUCAAAAAGAAAGUGCCGAAUGGCAAAUGGCGUCAGAGUCAUGGGCAAGACGCAAACCAGUACAUCCCGCCCCACAUAUGUCACGACCUGGUGGGAAUGAUUAUUCAAGAGGCGUUAACUAUUCGGUCCCAAACACCAGCGAUAUGUCAUCUGCAUUUAAUCAACUUUCAGAUGAACAUUAUCGUAUAAGAGACCAUAAAAGCCCCCGGUCGAUUCGUAGUACACCCCGUACAAAUACGUCUCCUCAUUCUAUGAAUUUGGGUGAUUCUACACCAUUGUACGACGAAAAUUAACAUAAUUUAUUACUCCACCAUAGUUAUAUUGGUGAAUUUUUUAUGACAACACACUCAAUUGCCUAUACAUUGUAUUGUAUUGUAUUAGAUUUUUAGUUUGAAAGUUUUCAAUUACAUGAUUAAAAUAAAUAAUAUAAACAA